UACAAGAGCAUCGCCGUAUGAACUGAUGGUGGGUGGCAGCUGCCAAGCCGGGACCUGGCUUGGCUGAGAUCCCUGCCCUUUUGAUUCCUUACUAAAUGAUUGCUUGAUCAAAAGCUGAGCUUAGCUUCCUGGCAACCUCUGCUCCUUAGAAGUCCUCCUCCUUAGGGAAUUCUGACCAUUUAAAAAAGGGGGAAGAGGGACAUUUUAAAAACCACAGCAAGGAGUGAAGAUGGAAAAGGAGAGCAAGGCAUCCACCCAGUAUGGAUCCCUGGAAUCAACCAAGUGGGCUGCAGCAGAUUCAGGCAAAGGGGAAGAAAUAGUUUCUAUGGCUGACUCUACAGCUACCCUUGAUGACAUUGAAGGAGAACUUUGCAAAAUUGAAAGAAUCAAGGAAGUUCUUGUGCGGAGAGAGUCAGAGCUCCGAUACAUGAUGGAUGAUAUCCAGCUUUGUAAGGAAAUCAGCAGGUUGAAAAAGGAGUUACAGAAGUUGAUUACAGUGCCAGAAAAUAAAAAAUCAAAAGACGACAAACAGAAGGAGGACGAUUUAGUGCAACAAAUUCAUAAACUUGUGGAGACUCGGGAUUUCCUUGUGGAUGAUGUAGAAUUUGAAAGGCUCAGAGAACGAGAAGAAGAUAAGGAAAUGGCUGAAUUUUUAAAGAACAAGCUUUCCAAAACCUGCCUUCUGAAAACAACUCCUGUAAAAGAAAAGAAGAUGACAUCAAGAGGACAGCAAACCUCCCCACCCUAUGUAACAAAGACAGGCCUCAUUUUCUUGAAGGAGUGCUGUGGCUUCACCUGCUCAAUCAUGUAGGCUGGAGCUUAGGGCCAUAUCCUCCACACCAAACACAAGAUCCAUUCAUGGGUAAGCCCUGCCCACUUCUUAGUAAACCGGAUCCAUUCAAAUCAUAGCAGAUUCACAAGCCUAUUGAGCAAAGAUGAGUGAUUCCACUGUGGAUAUUAUGUUGACAAAAGCACGCAGGGAAACUACUAGGACCCUAAAGGUCUAUACAGUCCAGAGUUUGGUGGAGAUCAGAAGCAGACAACACAAGGACGGUCGUGAAAGAGAGCCAAAUUAGGGACACAGACACAGAUAUUUAAUAUCAUGUUUACCUCUUAUAAUUAUUGUAACAGGGACAGCAUCCCAACCCACAUAAUCCCAAAUUAGGAUGUAGUUUUCAUGUUGGUGACAGAUUUAUAAGCUCUAGUGACAUAGGUACAGAAAUGCACUGACACAGAUCCACAUGCACACUCAUUUACAUACAAAUUAGAAGGACUGAGCACUUUCUUCCAUUUCCUACUAUUCUAAAACAGGAAGAAUCAGCAGAAUGAUUCUCAAUAUUCUGGAUUGCUGCUCUUCAUCAUGUUGCAUCCACAUUGCCCUGCUUCUAUGAAGUUUCCUAGCAACUGUGGGACUCAGAGCUGUUUGUAUCAUCUCCACAAAGGUCACCUUCAUGUGCAGAAUGAUAGCACUGCAUCAGCAUUACUCUUAGAUUACUACAUGCAGUGAUCCUAUCAACAGAGAUUGAUUCUUUACUCCUGCCCUGCUUAUGGCAAAGACAAACGUCUAAUCAAGAACUGCUUCCAAACUCAUGAUUUUCCUACAUAAAUGAAAACUGCUACAAGAUAUCAAGGUGAAUGCCAUUGUGUAUAUUUUCAGUGCAACAUUCAGGAUCAAAUAUUUUGCUAUGUGGCAAAACAAAUUUUGCUUCAUGUUUGCACAUGAAUGGGAACACAGGUAAGAAAAGGAUAGGCCCUGAUUGUAAGGAAAGUAAUCCUAUGAAACUGUAAGACAAUGGAUGUGUAUUGAGUAACUCAAGCGUUUGAUUGCCUAUCCUUACAUAUUCCUAACAGCUCAUCCACUGCCUUCUUUAAAACCUCUAGGGAACAUUUCUUCAGCAUCACCUGAGAUAUUUCUUCAGGUUUUCACCAAAGAAGCUAUAUUUAACAUACAUCUUAGAUCACUUUUCUACAACCCACAUUCACAGCUGUUUCAUUGCUUUAGUUAAGCUGCUAUUCAUCUUCUAUGAUAUGAUUUUACAUAGCUAAAAACUUUUCUUGUGCCCCUUACUCUAGCUCUUUCUCCUAAGGUGAAUCAGAUUGUUCCCAAGUGACUACUGUAGAUUUUGAUGUCUUUGUAUUCUUCAUAGCUGAGCUACUGUAAAAUGUCAGGAACUGAGUAGGAAGACAUCUCUUCUCCAUUUCCUUUUCCUUCAGGUCUCCUGCAGCCACCCAAGUGUCCAACAGAAAGUAGUUUUUUCUAAGCAAGGUUUAUUGAGAUGAAGAAAAUAAUAUUACAAUAAUUUCAAGAACAGCGGUUCCCAUUCAGAACCAAUUUAUUGCCUAAUACAUUAGGGCAGAGCUUUUCUUAAUUUCUUUCUAAUUUCCUUCCAAUGAUUGAAUUAAAAAAGUAGAUCUCUUUGCCUAUCCUGGGACAGCUUGCUACUUAUACUGAAUAUAAUUUGAUCCUACUUGAGGUGGGCCAGGCCAUCACUUGAAAUUGAGAAGGUCUAUUUCAUUUUCAAGUAUUCAGAUAUCUGUGGAGAUUCCAAGUCAUCCAGGUCACGGUUGUCUGAAAAAUGCUUUUUCAAAAGGCAAUUGGACUUAUUUUCUUUUUUUUCCCCCUUGAAAACGUUUUGCUUUUCAUCCAAGAAGCUUCUUCAGUUCAGAUUUUCAAGAAGCUGCUUCAGUUCAGUAUUCAGAUCUUUAUUUGAUCCGCUAUCUUACCCAGAUAAAUAUAUAAGGGCUUCUGUCUUAGCUUCAUAUCCUACUUGAAUUUCCUAUUUGCCAAUAUCACAGGGUAAUCCUGAGAACUACAGUCAUCAUAAUCUUGAGGAUGACUAAGAGGUCUGUAGAUUACAUAUUCUACUGAGAUAUAAGUUAGUUUCACACUGCUUUUCAAAGAAAGACUAAAACAUUGACAUGGAUAGAAUAUAUUGCUUGCCUUCUUAAAAGUAGAUUCAAGCUCAGAAAACUAGCAUAGGUAAAGUUUGGAUUGCAGUUAAAAGGUAAAAUGAAAUCAUAGCUGCAACACAUGAGUAACAGAGUGAUCACCUAGAUCAGGGGUCUCAAACUCACAAUGUCACGUGACAUUUUUCCAUUGCUGGCAAUGGGGUGGGCGCGGUUUCACCAUGACACAUCCGGCCUGCUGGCUGGCAGUUUGACACCCCUGACCUAGUUGAACUGGAAGUGAUCAGAAUGAGAUCAUGGUAAAGGGAAGAAACUGUUCUAAAUAGCCAUGCUACUCUCUGGAUAGAUAGGUAACAAUUGUGCAUACUUUCUUAUAUUGCGGGUGCUUUUUAAACAGAUUUACAAAUUUGUCAGUUCCAUAUGCUUGCAUGGUUGAUAUACAUACAAUUUACUCUGUAAGGAUGUGGUCAAAAGAGUUGACUUCAUUCCUGAUAUCUGAGGAUUUUAUAUGAAGCCCUUCACUAAAUCUUUUGGAAUAUAAAAACCUUCUUUCCCAUUUGACAAUUUUAAAAAGUGUUGAAUUUCUCUGAUCACUGUCUUUUUCAAUUUUCACAAUUAAAAUGAUGGACAUGUCUUUGUCCUUCUCUCAGACAUAUAUUUUGCUUCCUAAAGCAUUGUGUGUCUUUUCUGCACAGGCAAAAAGCAUUGGGUUAACUAUUGAUGAUGGAAGAGGGAGAAAGUAUUGCUGACUUAUCCAUGGCUUAGAAAGGUCCAUACAUAUUCCAUAGAAGUCUUAUCUGUAUACUGGCAAACUGAAUCUCUAGCAUUAAAGGAAUCUCACACCAUAUGCAAUUAAUUUUAGAAAGUAUGCUGAAGGAAAAGUCUAAAAUUUUACUGUGAGACCACACAUUCCCCAGGGACGCAGUCCUUUACCCCUCCCUACUGUUGUCUAUAUAAUUUAAUUCUAUGUGCCUGGUUUUCUAUCUAUGCCUAUUGUUGAUGUCAAACUGGAGUUGUCCAAUUUUGGUUUCAGUAUUUCAUUUCAUAAAAUUCAACCAACUUAAAUGUACCAUCUUCAGCAUCUACUGUAUAUAAAUACUGUUGAUUUUCUCCAAGUUGAGGCAUGGAAUGACAUGAGAGAAGGUAUUUAUUGGCAGGAAACCCAGGAAUCUCUUAAGUAAUGAAUUUCCUAGUAUUAAUUAAUUUGGAAAAAUGGAAUGUACUGGAAAAAAACAGGAAAGUUUUCCAAACCAGAACGGACAGUAGAAUACCUACUCCCCACAACCCCUGAGAAUCAUGUCAAUAUUUAGUAUUGUCAAUUUCCUGUGUAAUAAUAUUCUUCUUUAUGUAAUCUUAGAAAUAGCUUGCAGGUCAUUAGCACCCCAAGAUAACUCACAUCCACUUCUCCCUCCUAUCGCAUCUCUUUUUGGACUUAUAUAUGAGUUGAAUUCUUCACAUCAUUAUGAUAGAUGCAUAAUUCAGUGAGCUUAUUAAAACCUUCCUCAUCUGUGUAAAGUGCCUAUAACUUAGUCCCUCUGUGAAACCUGACAAAACAAUACAAUAAAGUCUCCCUCAAAGCAAGUUUGAUUUGUUACAGCUACUCCUAUCUACAGUUACUGUUUUGUACAAUAUAGUUGUUUUUUUCUAUGACUCUGCCCCACAUUAUUGCUGUAAAAUAUUUAAAAGACCAGCAUUGUGUGGGCAGGAUAACUGUCCCUUGUUCUCCUUCCCAUGAAUGUUGUCUAUCUGAGAAUAGAAUUGAUAACUGUGGCAAGAAAAAUCCAUAGAGAUGAAUGUUAUAAAAGUGUCAUGAGGUGAAACAAUAAAAGAGUGAUUCCCAUGCUGCUCACAUCACAU
Messenger RNA from Crotalus tigris (Tiger rattlesnake), 4764 nucleotides. Its product is annotated as bMERB domain-containing protein 1-like. The transcript is spliced from 6 exons. NCBI's taxonomy places the organism in Eukaryota, Metazoa, Chordata, Lepidosauria, Squamata, Viperidae. Bases 230 to 811 code for a protein of 193 amino acids. The record is from RefSeq and is a predicted model, not a curated record.